AUGACGCAGAAGCAUAACGGCGACCUUCGCGAAUAUCAGUUACGUCUAGCACGAGUCGACGUAUAUAUUGUCAUGCAGAGGCAGAGUGGUCUCAAUGAGGGUGUCCUGAACAUCGACGUGCCGCAGUUAUGCGUGACGCUCACGCCGAGCACGCCUUGGGAUUGGAACUACACCACGACGCCUCAGGUGCACCUCGAAAAUCGCACCCUCCCAUUCCCGCGAGGUAUUGGUUUAGGUGGCACUAGCGCCAGCGAAAAGUUCAACCUGCCGGUCGAUGGGCAUAACGUCUCGGGCCAGUUCUUGCCGGAGGUGCACGGUUUCGACGGCGUCAUUGGCGUGAGCGUGCCUGGCGCGGCGCGUGCGACGGAUGGGCGCGUAAUUGCGGCUACCCAAGAGCUGGAGGAAUCCCCGUUCCAAAUCGACCUGAACUCUGGCGAGCAUUUGGGCAUUGGCGUUGAUCGAUCGGGGCGUCCGCUCCAGCUCUUGGCCUACCUGGCUGAGAACUAUCUGGCACGCAAGAACCUCGAUGUUCUCCUUCACGCGCAUGUCCCGCGGGUGUGCCAGACGAAGGAUGCGGAGGCACUCACCUUCAGGACGGUCGAGGUGGUGGUUGAUGGUACGAGCCUCCGCAUCUCUUUCAACGGUGUCUACCCGACGCAGGAGACAGGCCACUACUUCAAUCUCCCCGUUGGCUGCGUCUCGCCGUCCUCACGCGGAUCCGUGACGAUCAACUCGUCCAACCCGUUCGCUCCGCCCCUCAUCAACCCCAACCUCCUUGCGGACGAGCUCGACCUCUACAUCGUCCGCCAGGGGCUUAAGGCCGGCAUGCGCUACCUUGCCGCGCCCGCCUGGGACGGCUACUUUGUCCGGCCGUUGCAGAACCUGACAACGGACGAGCAGUUCGACGCGUACAUACACGAGCACGCGGUCAGCUUCUUCCACCCAGUCGCGACGGCCGCGAUGAGCCCCAAGGACGCGGCGCGAGUUGGCUAG
Molecule: messenger RNA, 993 nt
Organism: Punctularia strigosozonata HHB-11173 SS5
Lineage: Eukaryota; Fungi; Basidiomycota; Agaricomycetes; Corticiales; Punctulariaceae
Product: FAD-linked reductases C-terminal domain-containing protein
Exons: 5
Coding region: 1-993 (330 amino acids)
Molecular function (GO): flavin adenine dinucleotide binding; oxidoreductase activity, acting on CH-OH group of donors
Source: RefSeq, a predicted model, not a curated record